Molecule: messenger RNA, 384 nt
Organism: Suillus paluster
Lineage: Eukaryota; Fungi; Basidiomycota; Agaricomycetes; Boletales; Suillaceae
Exons: 2
Source: RefSeq, a predicted model, not a curated record
CUUUCUGAAAUGCUCGGAGUCCACAGGAACACAUUACGACGUUAUAUGAAGCGCUAUGGAGUUGAAAGAAAAUACUUGAACCUUACUAACAUCGACCUUGAUCUUCUCAUCACCGAGUUCAAGAAAAAGCGGCCUGAUUCAGGUAUAAGGUGCAUCAUUGGUUUUCUCCGCAGGCAUGGACUGCGAGUGCAUGGACUGCGAGUGCAGCAUCGACGGGUGGUAGAAUCGCUCCGCAGAGUCGACAGAUUAGGUCAGGUGUUGCGCGACCGACGGGUCAAACGUCGGUGUAAGUAUCAUGUUAAGUGGCCUAAUGCAUUGUGGCACAUCGAUGGGCACCAUAAAUUAAUUCGCUGGGGGAUAGUGAUUCACGGUUUUAUUGACGGU